AUGGAAAGAGAAAGACUCGCAAAAGAAUCUACUGACAAGCAAGCCGAAGAAGAAUGGAUCAAGGCUGCUGAUGAAAACGCUCGAACGAAAUCUCUCACAGAAGAACUUUUGCGGCAACAAAAAGAAGAUGAAGCCUCGAAAUCUAUUUCGAAAACUUCCACAACACAUAAGUCCUCAUCUAAGACUCUAACUGACAUUCAACUCAGCUCUAGAGAUGCUGGAUCAGUACCCUCCUUUGGAAAUCUCAAGAUUCUGGAAACCAAUCUUGAUCACAUUGUUCAACAAAUGUCAAUGCCCGCUCCUUCAGAAUCAAAUUCGUUCACCCCCGAGGAACUAAAAGGAAAAGAAGAAGAAGAAGUUAAAGAAGAUAAACACAACUCGCUAAUAAAGAAUGUUGAUCACUCUCCUCCGAAUGAUGAUCAUACGAAGAAGACUGGUGAAACUUCUGAACCAAAGAAAAUUUCUAAAGGAGUCACUAUUGAAGAUAUCUCGGAUGAAGAUGAAGACAAAGGAGAAAACAAGUCUCAUUUCUCUCCCAAGAAGUCUCCAAUCAAACAUGUUGAUAGAACUCCACCUCGAGAUCUAAGACAGAGUAAAAUUAUUGGAGAGUGA
Messenger RNA from Lactuca saligna, 612 nucleotides. NCBI's taxonomy places the organism in Eukaryota, Viridiplantae, Streptophyta, Magnoliopsida, Asterales, Asteraceae. The record is from the annotation of a GenBank genome assembly.